Molecule: messenger RNA, 360 nt
Organism: Strongyloides ratti
Lineage: Eukaryota; Metazoa; Nematoda; Chromadorea; Rhabditida; Strongyloididae
Product: Proteinase inhibitor I25, cystatin domain-containing protein
Exons: 1
Coding region: 1-360 (119 amino acids)
Molecular function (GO): cysteine-type endopeptidase inhibitor activity
Source: RefSeq, a predicted model, not a curated record
AUGGCUUCAAAUUCAAUGCCAGGAGGAUGGAAAGAGCAAUCAAUCGAUGACAAAGAUAUUAUUUUAUUGGGUCAGAAGAGUGUUGAUAAAUUUAAUCAACAGUCAAAUGAUUUGGCCUACCAUGGAUUUGUCAAAGUUAUUUCUGCCAAGUCACAAGUUGUCGCAGGUGUCAAUUACGAACUUCAAGUUUUAGUUGGUGAAACAGGAACUUUAAAAAAUGUUGUUCCUCAUGACAAGUUGACUGAAGAACACAAGAAAGUUAAGGAUAAUGGACGUAAACAAAUUGUCACUGUUGGAGUUUGGUUAAAACCAUGGGAAGAUUUUGAAGAAUAUACAAUUAAAGGUGUCAAACAAGCUUAA